AUGACGACGCCACAGUUUCCAAUCGUCAACGGCGUCGAGGUCUUCCGUGAGCCUCCACCCGGAUAUGUGGUCGACUUUGAACACCCCCAGUCCCAAAAGGUCAUGGAACACUACCUCAUCUUUGGGCUGAUGGGACCUUUGGCCCUCAUCGCCUUGGCGCAGCGAUACUACACCAAGAUGUUCCUCUCCAAGGGUCUGCAGUUGGAUGACUUGUUCAUGUUCUUGGGAUGGAUGGCAUCUGUCGCGACGCAGGCCCUACUAAUAGCCUCAAUCCUGCAAGGUGGCAUGUGCCACCAUAGCUGGGAGCAAUCACUAGAGAACUUCGAGCGGUAUGCAUUCAUGACCUACUUGGCAGCGCCCAUCUACAUGCUUUGCAACGGUUUCACCAAGCUCUCCCUGCUUACCUUCUACCUUCACCUGUCGCCUCAGAAGUGGUUCCGCAUCGCUGUCUGGACCUCCCUCGCGAUCGUGGCCGUCUACACAAUCGUCAUCACCCUACUCAUGUUCUUCGGGUGCACUCCGCCCCAAAAGGCCUUCCAGUUCAAGACGACGGGCCAAUGCAUCAAUGCCGGCAUCUUAUACAUGGCCACGGCGGUCUCCAACAUCAUCACCGAUACGAUGUUGUUUGUUCUCCCGAUUCCGAUGAUAUAUAAGCUCCACAUGCCUGUCAAGAUGAAGAUUGGUGCCAUUGUGGUAUUUGGGAUUGGAUCUAUUACCAUUGCGACGUCUAUCGUGCGACUGGUGUAUCUACCUACGUUACUACAAAGCACAGAUCCCUCGUGGGAUGCUGCGCCGGCUGACAUUUGGACGUUCGUCGAGGGCAAUUUAUUCGUCAUCUGCGGCUCGAUGCCCACUCUCCGCAAAUUCUUCAAGCACUUCGUGCCACGUCUCCUGGGAUCCAGCUACGGCAGCUCAGGCUACCAGUACGGGGCUGGAGGAACAUCUGGUCAGGCCCAGAGCCGAUCCGUCAUGACGCGCCUCCGGAACAAGCACAAGUCGUACUCGCAAUUCCCGGCCGACGGAGAGUCCAACGAGAUGCAGACACUGGCCACCAACGGGGGCAAGAAUGGCGAGCGGACCGUGACGAUAUCGGUCGCUGACCGAACGAGCAGUGACCAGAAGCCUGACGACCACAGCGAGAAGGCUAUCCUCCAAACGAAGAGUUUCACUGUACAGUACGGCGGCGCGUAG
Clonostachys solani is the source of this 1191-nucleotide messenger RNA. The record is from the annotation of a GenBank genome assembly. Lineage: Eukaryota; Fungi; Ascomycota; Sordariomycetes; Hypocreales; Bionectriaceae.